AUGGUUCAACACAAGAUCAAGCAAAAGACAACUCUACCAAAGGGUGUCAAGCAAAAAACAAAGAAAACCAAACCUGUUGGUCCUAAACGUGGGCAUCAUCUCUACAUACCUCCCAAGAAGCAAAACCUCAUCCAGCAAGACAAGGUAGCAGCAGAAGUAACGAAAAUUAUCAACGAAAAGAAUGAAGAAAUGGUGAAAGGUCAAGCUGAUAAUGCUGUUGGUCGUAACCAGAAAAGCUGA
Molecule: messenger RNA, 240 nt
Organism: Haemonchus placei
Lineage: Eukaryota; Metazoa; Nematoda; Chromadorea; Rhabditida; Trichostrongylidae
Source: the annotation of a GenBank genome assembly